AUGAAUUUUAGUCUUUUCCCAAAUUCACGUCCAAACAAAAUUCCUAAUGAUGAAAGACAAAUAAAGGUCUCUAUUAUUAAUGAUGAAAAACCAUUAUCUUACAUUUUAGUUAACUUAUAUAAAGAGAAAACGUUAAGAGAUGCGCGAAAAAUUUUAUCUUCAACCGAAGAGGUAUUAAUGGGUUGGCAAAAUGCGUUCUUUUGUAAUAAGUUAAAGAAAAAAAUUCCUAUUAGUCAAGAAGAUAAAUAUAAGCUUGAAGACGUUUUGAUUCCAGAAAAUGACCAUUAUUUAUUAAUUAUAGAGAUAAAUCAAUUACCAAGCUUUCCAAAAAUUAUACGACAACAUGAUAUAGAAAAAGGGUAUAUGAAACUUAAAGAUGGUUCUUUAGUUGCUGCAGAACAUUCAGCAUUCUUUAUAAAAAAUUCACAUCUAAUGAGUAUCACACUUAAUUAUGAUUUUCAAUCCAUUUGUAAAAAGACAAGAAAAAAUUUUGAUCAAAUAUGGAUAAAAAGUUUGGAAGAAGAGGGUUUUGAUUUUUUAGAUGAAGAAAUAAAAAAUGAAAAUGACAAAUUGGCGCUAAGUGAGUGCACAAUUACAUAUUGUGAAAAUGGUUCAAUUAUAUUGUCAUAUAAAGAUUUAGAAGCGACAAAAGAAUAUAUUAAAGCUAUUGAAAGUGCAUUGGAUGAAAAUCUUCCUGAUGAACGAAAAGUAGAAGCAUUGAAUGAUGUUGGUAAAAACUAUGGUUUUUUUUGGAUACAAGAAUUUAAACUUGGUAAAAAAUUUGUGCAAGUUACUCAAAACGAAGAGACACGACAUAAAGCAGUUGGUGGCGAUUAUGCAAAACAUCAAAAUAUAUCCGAAUGGCUUAAAAGUCCAGGAUCUUAUAAUGAGUGGGGAAUUAUUAAUUAUGGACCUAAAUUACCACUUUAUUUAUUAUUAUCAGAAGAGAUACAAUUAAAAAUAAAAAAGUUGAUUGGAGAAAAAAUACUUUAUACAGAUGUACAUAAUUUUAGGAUAGCGAAUUAUGAUCUCAGUCUGCCUAUUAUUUUGCAAGUCCCCUUACCAGCAAAUCUUUUACCACUAAGUGACUGUAAGCUAUUUGCAACUAUUCUUAAUAAAGCCGAUAGAAAGCCAUAUAAAAAUGUGUUCGCACUUCGCAUUGAUUAUUUGAAUGAUGAUACACCAUAUUUCGUAAUACACCAUAUCGGUGCAGUCCCUAAUCUUCCACAAACAAUAGAUCUCUCAAUAUCAUGGAUGGUUAUUGGAUAUGAGAAAAAUUUUCCGUUAGAACCAUUUGUGAAUAAUUCUUCUCUAAAAUAUAUCUGGACUAGGGAACAAGAUAAUACGAAUAUUUUACUUCCAAACCCUAUUCCACACAAUCAUGCCUGGGUAACCACAAUCAUUUUACGUUGUAAUAAAAAUCAUGGUUAUCGAUUUGCUCGGUCAUUAGCUCUGAUCAGCCACCAUAUUUCUCAAUUAAAUGAUAGAAUGACGACAAAUGUACGUCUCAAUGUACAUAACCAUAAUAAUCCAUUAAAUUUUGAAAUUAAUUGCACUAUUCUUAGUGAAAAUGAUAAUGGAGGAUUAAUUCCCGUCAUUGUUGAAGGUCCAACUAAUCAGCGGUGGCAAAAUAGAAGAACUAGAGGGUUUCUAAGCAAUGAUCGUAGACUUUUUACUAGUAGAUGGCAAUUAGCUAAUAAUGAUAAUUAUCGGUUGCCUAAUAAUGAUAAUUAUCUAAUUUUUGCAAGUCUUUUAUGUUUAAAUGCAAAUUCUGUACAAGGGUGUAAUGAUUUAUCUUUAAAUAUUAGUCCAAAAUAUGCUAUUAUUAAGUCACCAAACAACCUGGGCAAUAAUCCUAACUGUCGAAUCACUUAUAUUGUAUUGAGAAAACCCUAA
Dentiscutata heterogama is the source of this 1896-nucleotide messenger RNA. The record is from the annotation of a GenBank genome assembly. NCBI's taxonomy places the organism in Eukaryota, Fungi, Glomeromycota, Glomeromycetes, Diversisporales, Gigasporaceae.